Molecule: messenger RNA, 204 nt
Organism: Linnemannia hyalina
Lineage: Eukaryota; Fungi; Mortierellomycota; Mortierellomycetes; Mortierellales; Mortierellaceae
Source: the annotation of a GenBank genome assembly
AUGAAGGGUAUCUUUGAGGAGGGAUACAUGGAUGAGAUCCCGAUGGCCGACGCGCCAGCUGGAGACAUUUUCAUGAACGUGUUGGAUAUGGUCAAGUGGGUUGACGUGAUCAUGAAGGAGGGAGAGCUUGAAGGCAAACGGGUCUUGAACAAGGAGAGCGUACAGGAAUCGCUCAAGUCUCACAAUUAUGCGCGUCUUCCCUAA